AUGAGCGCUCAGGAGGAGGGGUCUGUCUGGGGAGCGGGUUUGGGCCCGGAGGGCGGGGGGCAGGCCAGCGUCCUCCCCGCCGGCCCCCGGGCCCCGCGGGCCCCGGCACGAGGUCUGGAUCUGGGGCCGCCGCCCAGCGGCGAGGGCGAGGGCGAGGGCGAGGGCGAGGGCGAGGGCGGGUUCCCAGACGCCGAGGGCUUCGAGUCCGAGCGGGAAGUGAUGGAAGCGGGAGGGCGGGUGCUGUGGGGCCGCGAAGGCCGCCCCGGCUCCCCGGCCGCCGACGAGGGGGACGCCCCGGACUACGCGUGCCACCUCGCCGACGAGUCCGCGGCGGCCAGGGCGCAGCAGCUGACAGACCGCGAGGCCCUGGGCCUGCGGAGAAACCCGUCCCCGGAGAGCUGCGGCGCGGAGGCGUCGGGCGGUUGGGCCGGCGUCGAGGCAGGGCCCAGUGGGCGAGGCGCGCUCGCCCUGGGCCGCGUGGAGUCGCGGCCGCCUUCCGCCGCCCGGCUGCACGUCGGUGGGCCCGAGGGGGGCCGGGCCUGGGGGAACCCGACAGGAGGCGCCAAGGGCCCGUCGACCGUGCGGGUGGAUCGCCAGCGGCCCGCGGCCGCCGAAGGCCCCGGCGGGCUGCCCUCCGACCCCGAGUCCUCAGAUGAGUUCAGCGAGAUACAGCUGAUGAGGGUGAGCAUUUACUCCAAAGAAGGCGGCCCAGCCAAGCCCAACAGCCCCGAGGAUCCCGGGGACACAGCCAGACACGCGAAUUUCCACGUCAGGGAGAAUUUCCUUCCCGUGCCGGGCCCUUUCCUGACCUCCGCUGCCCGAGGGUUCACUUCGGUAGUGGAGAGGCCGGCCGUCGGAGAGCUGGACAUCUCCUCCUCUAAGAAAAUGCCAAGUGUGGUCUGGGGGAAGGGGGAGAGCAGGCCCAGCUACCGGGGAGCUGCUGCUGUUGCUGCUGCUGCAGGCGGCCUGCCCCAGGCCCCCUCGAGGAGGAAGGCGGCCCAGGAGAAGAAAUGCCCAGGGGGGGCCUCAAAAGUGGCCCUGGGCAAAAGCUUCCCUUCCUGGGGGCAGAGAGUGUCGGCUGCUCCCCUGGAACCAGCCACCUUCCCCCCAAUCUCCGGUGUCCCGCUGCUUGGGAGGUCCAAGAGGUAUUCCUUGGUCCCUUCGGGACCCAAACAGUCCAAGCACGCGGGCGCCGCCGGCAAGAAAUCUGUGGCCAGGAGGACGCGGGGGGCCGAGGUGGCGGCCGCUGCGGGAGAAGGCAGUGACUCGAACAGAGACGCGGUCCUCCCAAAGGGCCAAGUAGUUACCUACCUGGCAGGUAGUUACCAGGACUACAACCUGGCAGGAGCACAUUUCCACCGAGCACCGUCCAAUCAUGUGAAGGGUCAGCUGAGUAGCAAGCGGAAUUACAUCUGCAACCUUCACCCCAUCGCCGCCAUGCAAGCAUCUGAGAAAGGCUGGCCGCUGGUGGGCGUGGCGCUGGUGCUGGAGCUGGAGGUGGGACAUUAUCCCUGA
Messenger RNA from Mirounga angustirostris (Northern elephant seal), 1515 nucleotides. RefSeq lists its product as uncharacterized. The coding region runs from base 1 to 1515 and encodes 504 amino acids. The record is from RefSeq and is a predicted model, not a curated record. NCBI's taxonomy places the organism in Eukaryota, Metazoa, Chordata, Mammalia, Carnivora, Phocidae. The transcript has 5 exons.